Molecule: messenger RNA, 4056 nt
Organism: Amyelois transitella
Lineage: Eukaryota; Metazoa; Arthropoda; Insecta; Lepidoptera; Pyralidae
Gene: timeout
Product: protein timeless homolog
Exons: 22
Coding region: 173-3994 (1273 amino acids)
Biological process (GO): DNA repair; replication fork arrest; DNA replication checkpoint signaling
Cellular component (GO): replication fork protection complex
Molecular function (GO): DNA binding
Source: RefSeq, a predicted model, not a curated record
UUAUCCUAACCAAACUUUGUGUUUGUAUUUUUAUGUAUUUAAAUUCGUCUUACAAAACUGUAAUUAGGUACUGUUGAACUAUUUUUAAAAGUGUAAGUGACUAAAAAGUGACAUAAAAAUAGACAAAAUUUAUAUUAGGUGUAAUUCAUGAGCCAAAUGUUAUGAAAACAUCAUGUCUUCACUUCUAUCAGCUGAGCUCUCUGCAACUUGCAAUGCUUUAGGAACUUUUGAUAAAAGAACAGGAAAAUACCUAAUCGAUGAAUAUACUUUAAACACUGUAAAAGAUUUAGUGAGAUACUUACGGCGGGAUGGAGAAGAUCAUGAAAUCCGCCGGCAUUUUGGUCAAACAAAAGUGUUACAAACUGACCUUCUUCCUAUGCUAAUUGACCAUUGGGAAAAUACAGAAUUAUUUGAUGUUACAUUAAGAUUACUAGUGAACCUUACAAAUCCAGCUCUUUUAUUAUAUCGAGAGGAAGUACCGGUUGAACGCACCGCUCGAUACAACUACCUACAAAUUUUAUUACAUCUACAAUCUUACAAGGAAGAAGCAUUUACUAAAGUUGAAACAUGGACAGUUUUUGCUAAAAAGCUUACUAAGAUAUUGGAAGUUGACUGGAGUGAACGAGAUGAAGAUACAGGCCUUAUAAUAGAACGAAUAUUGAUUCUAAUAAGAAAUGUGCUUCAUGUACCAGCAGAUCUGGACAAGGAGAGAAGACCUGAAAAUGAUGCCAGUAUUCAUGAUCAGGUGCUGUGGGCAUUAAACCAAUCUGGAAUCUUAGACAUCAUCCUUUAUAUGUCAUCAGAGAAUGAGAAACAAUACUUUAUGCAUAUUCUUGAGAUCAUAUCUCACCUACUAAGAGAGCAGAAUCCUUCUAGCUUGGCUGAUGCAGCCUUACAGAGAUGUGUUGAUGAGAAAAUAAGGGAUGAACAAGAGCUACUCUCUUUGAGAACAUUAGAAAAUAAAGAGAGGCUUAAUAAAGUUAAACAAUUUUCAGCAACAAGACAUUCUCGUUUUGGUGGUACAUAUGUUGUUCAAAAUAUGAAAUCGAUAUCUGAUAAUGAACUGAUAUGUAUGAAACCUCUAAAUAAAAUAGCCAACCUGGAUUUUAAUGGUAGUAAAAAAUCGAAAUAUGUCAAACCAAAGAAUAGAAGGCCGCUGGAAAGUGGAGUGCUAGAAAGAAGAUCAGCAUUUGCUGUGAGAUUAUUUUUGAAAGAGUUUUGUAUUGAAUUCUUGAACAGCUCGUACAACCCUCUUAUGCAUUAUGUCAAGGAUGUUCUAGUAAGAGCCAAAGCGCAACAAAAUGAUGAAUCCUACUACUUAUGGGCGGUAAAGUUCUUUAUGGAAUUUAAUAGAGGCCACAACUUUCAAGUUGGCCUUGUUAGUGAAACAAUGUCGGUGACCAUGUUCCAUUAUGUUCAACAACAAAUGGAAAAGUAUUACGACAUGAUCAAAGUUGAAAAGAAGAAGUACAACUCUUGGGUUAGACGCCUACAUCUGUCUCUCAAAGCUUACAAAGAACUGCUAAAUACAUUAUUGGCUAUGGAAAAAAGUAAUGACCCAAGUGUUAAAGAAUCUGCAAAAGUAUUGAAAAGCAAUAUCUUUUAUGUUCUGGAGUACAGAGAAUUUAUUCUCAGUAUAUUUUUAAACUAUGAUGAUAACAAAAUGCCAAGGUCUUAUUUAAUUGACUUGAUUGAAACAGUCCAUUUGUUUUUAAAAAUGUUGGAGCACUAUUGUAAGAAAACAGGAUUAGUUGUACAGAAAAAAGUCAGAAGGAAGAAAACUAAAAAGCAGAAGCCACGCAAGGCUACAGCUCAAGCGGCCAAGCGCCCAGCAGAAGCGCCGUGGGAGCAGGCCCGGCCGCAGCUGGCCAGCGUGCUGGCGGCCCGCGUGCCGCACGUGCCGCCCUUCGACGCCGCCUCUGAGCUGCCCAUAGACCAGCAGAAGGAAGAUUGCAUGAAAAAUAUUCAAAAGUUAAUGCGUGGCCAUAAAUUUGAAGACGCGGUCGGAAUGUUCAGAGCUGCAAGAGAGGUUUGGCCUGAAGAAGGAAUAUUUGGCGUAAGUGGUAUUGCGGAAGAUGAAGAACUUGACAUGUUAGAAACAAUCUAUAACACUGACUUGGGGGUAGAAAUCACAGUUCCAGAAGAGGAAACCAAUGAAAACGAAGAAAAUACUGAUGAGUAUGAUGACGAAGAAGAAGAAGAGGAAAGAUCAACAGCUAUUGAAGAAACGGAUUUUGAUUUUAAAGACUUCGUAUUAAGGUUUUGCCAUCCAAGAGUAGUAAGCGCGUGUGUAUACAUUUUGGAGCGUUACGACAAAAACUUGCCUCACACCAACCACUGCGCUAUCAAGAUGUUACACCGCAUAGCUUGGGACUGCCAGCGACCUUCUAUGAUGUUUCAGGCCACUUUAUUUUUAAUAUUCCAAAGGAUUCUCGCCAAUCCAAUGCCUAUGUUCAAGGAAUUAGAAAAGUUCGCCAUUUUUAUACUGAGAAAGUUCACAGAGGUGGCUUCAAAGAAUACAAAAGUAUUUAUAGAACUUCUUUUCUGGAAGAAUUCUAAGGAUUCCGCCGAAAUAGAACAUGGAUAUACUCUUUAUACGGACCAAAAAGACAAGCCAGGAAAGGGUUUCUGGUCUGAAGAACAAGAAGAGGAACUCCGCUCGCUUUAUAUGGAGAACCAGAGAAACCCACAGACAGACGAAGAUGUCAUCGACUGGAUCUUGGACAAUCUGAUAGACAAGACGCGCACUCGUCGCGGCGUUAUCAGCAAACUCAAAGAACUGGGCCUUAUAUUCCGUGCACCUACUAAACGCAGCAACAAGGAGGCUGGGAGGGAUCGAGUGCCUAAGGAGUUCAGCGAAGAGGAGGAUGAACAGCUAAGAGCAUUGUGGGACCAAUAUCAAGAAACCGAAGAUCCAAUGGAUGUAAUAAUGUGUCGUAUGCCGAGGAAACGAUCGAAACGUAGUUACGUCGAUAGACUGGUUGAACUCGGCGUCGUGCGAGACAAGAAAGAAUGUCGCCGAAAAAGACGCAAAAAAGCUAAGAGCUCCGGCGACAACGAUAAUUCGCGCGGUAACUCAUCCGGUUCGGAAUCGUCCGACCAAUCAGAGAGCGAGGACGACGGCCGCAAGUCUAGGCCGAGCUCGCCGCCGCCCGCUGCGAAGAAAGCCAAGAAAAAACAAAACAAAACCAAACCUCCCAAGAAUAAAAAGGAAAAGGCUUUUACACUCAGUGCUAACGAAAUUGCUAAGCUUUUGGUACGAGCUGUGGAUGAGGAUUUGACUGAGGGCCUGAAAUGGCUGGCCGAGAACCUAGAAGAAGUGGCACUGGACCAAGAGGCCGAUGGUUUCGACCCCAGCGCGCCCGACACUCCGCUAGUGCCGAUUUCUAGCGGAUCCAUUGAAGCUAUGGAGAACGACUUGUUUAGAAGCGUUCUGAAGGGCGUGGGGAUACAUCCGCCUGACAAUGAACAGGAAACCUAUUGGAGGAUACCUAGCGAAUUGCACUUCGAAACUAUUCGAAAAAGGAGAGAGAUCAUCGUGAAAGCAAUCAACAAAGAACUUUUGUUAGACCCAACGUCAGCCAAUGAAAACGCUGACGUGUCAAUGCAAAAUGCACCACAAAAUGACACAUCGAGCGAUGACGACGAUAUUUUCGAUAACUUAAGAAAAAUGCGCGAGAGUACUGAUGUUGCUUAUGAAAGUAAUUCGACAAAAGCUGUAACGUCUAAUCGCAAAAGAAGUCGUAGCGUCGAGCCGGAGGAUGCGACCGGUAAAGCGAAAAUGCAGAAAAUUAAUGAAAAAGACGAAGAUGAUGACGACGACAUUUUGUCGUUUGCUAAGAAAACGCUGCAGCACGAUGACUUGCCUGACACCGAAGACAUACUAGGGAGUAUUGAAAAAAUAUUGAGCGAUGACAGUGAGAACGAAGAAGUUUUGCUGGCAAAACCUGACAAAAAGAGGCGCCGCGUUAUUAUCGAUGAUGACUCUGACUAAAUAUCAUGUUAUUUGUAAGAAGUGUAUGGUGUAUGUAAGUAAUAAAUAUUUUAUACACCUGU